AUGCCGAAACGAGGAAAAACAUUGAAUAGUCAAUGUCGUGAGCUUGUACUAAAGCUACAGGAUUACUUUGAGCGUGAGUCACAAAAUGGCGGCCCUUUGAUUCCUGUCACUCAAGUAAAAGAUCGGGUUUCACAAGCUCUUGGAAUUGGUGCAAAAACACUAUAUAAUAUAAAUAAAGAAAAAUUUGGUGCUUCUGGAAGUGAAGAUAAUGUUUUACGCACUCCUAAGAAAAAACGAAGACAAAAGCCCGUGACAGAUAUUGACACUUUUGACGCCGAUGCAAUGAGAAAUCAUAUAUAUGGUUACUAUUCCAGAAAUGAAUAUCUCAACAGGAAGAAGCUUUUGGCAUCGUUAAGAGAAGCUGGACUGUUUAGCGGGGGUAAAACUGCUUUAACCAAAAUCUUAAAAGAUAUUGGUUUUUCGUAUAAAAAAACAGACAAAAGAAAAAUUUUAUUAGAACGAUACGACAUAAUUUUAAAAUGGAUAAGUUUUUUGAGAGAAGCAAAAAAUAUUGAUAACUGGGAUAAUGUCGUGUUCAUUGACGAGACAUGGCUUAACGCCAAUCACACGGUUUCCCGUUCUUGGACGGAUGAUACACAAGCGUUGACGUCGAAAGUACCGAUGGGUAAGGGGGCCCGUCUGAUAAUAUGCCACGCAGGUUCUGCAAAAUACGGCUUUGUGAAGAACGCGUUACUGGCAUUUCAAUCAAAAACCACAAAUGACUACCACGAGGUAAUGAAUGCCACUACAUUUAAAGAGUGGUUCCAGAACGUGCUUUUGCCCAGCCUACCAGAGCCUUCUGUAAUAUUCAUGGAUAAUGCCUCCUAUCACUCGGUUCAAAUACAGAAACCACCUACCCAAGCUAAUAAAAAAGAAGAAAUGGUGGCUUGGUUACAAGCAAAAGGCAUUGACGCAAAUAUGCAGAUGCUAAAACCAGAGCUAAUUAAAUUAGUGAAAGAAAAUAAAGCGGCAAAUGUGCGAUACGAAAUCGAUGAACUCGCUCUGGAGUACGGUCAUCGCGUUCUAAGGAUUCCACCGUAUCAUUGCCAAUAUAAUGCGAUUGAGCUAAUCUGGACUCAAAUAAAAGGUUACGCCGCCCGCCACAAUACUUCCCCGCCAUUCAGCACGAAAAAGAUAAUGACCGUAUUAAAAGAAGCCUGCGGGGAAGUCACAAGAGAUGACUGGGCAAAGGUUGUUGAGAAGACUAAAAACCUGAUUGUGGAACAUUUUGACCGAGAUAUCAGGAUUGAUUCUGUUAUUGAUAAUAAUAUAAUUAUACAUGUAGGCGAAGAUGAUGAUGAAGACACCACCUCCUCAAGCGAAUUGGAGUCUGAUUAA
This is a messenger RNA of Parnassius mnemosyne (clouded apollo), 1338 nucleotides long. The record is from the annotation of a GenBank genome assembly. Lineage: Eukaryota; Metazoa; Arthropoda; Insecta; Lepidoptera; Papilionidae.